Danaus plexippus (monarch butterfly) is the source of this 1349-nucleotide messenger RNA. RefSeq names its product serine protease 52-like. Gene Ontology annotation, molecular function: serine-type endopeptidase activity. Lineage: Eukaryota; Metazoa; Arthropoda; Insecta; Lepidoptera; Nymphalidae. The record is from RefSeq and is a predicted model, not a curated record. Gene Ontology annotation, biological process: proteolysis. The transcript has 3 exons. The coding region runs from base 543 to 1289 and encodes 248 amino acids.
GUUACGUCAGAUGUCUCAAACAACAGAUGUUGAUUAAUUAAAGUUAUAGCCGAUUUUUUUUAUCACAAUCUUUUAAUUAUGAAAUAUAAAUAUUAUCUUUCCACCUUUUAUAGACUUUGCUUCGGCAAAAAAAUUGUAGCAUAGCAACAAUGGGAUAAAUAAAUUACUUUUAGCUGUCAAGUUAUUUGGACGACACUGAAUAAAAUGAGCACACACACUCACCUCCACAGUACUUUCAAUAAUAUAAUUUUAAUGACAAAAAAAAGGUAUUUCUUUGGUACUGAACUUAAUUACUAAACAUAUCGUCAAUUUUAAGAACUACUUGAAUCUAAAUGAAAAUGAAAUUCAAAGGAGUCACUAAUCAAAAAAAAUUUAUGGCUCAUAAAAGCUUAUCUUGUUAGGAAAGGAAGAAAAUUUGAUAGACCAGUUUAUAAAAAACACGCGUUCCGCAUAUAAUCAAAAUGACUUGUUUAAUUUAUAAUUCUAUGUAAUUUUUUUUUAUUGUCAUUUAAUUAAGCAGUGUUUGUUUGCGGUUAAUAAAUAUGUAUUUAUACAUAACAUUGCUUGUAAACAUAGGAUUGGUCGCUGGCAAAAUGGUGGGUUUUGUAGUGGGGGGUGAUUAUAUAGACAUAAAAAAAUAUCCACACUCAAAUAUGAUGUAUAUAAAUUGUACUACCACAUAUCUUUGCGGCGGUUCUUUCAUCAAUGAUCGUGUCGUACUGACUGCCGCUCAUUGCCUCUAUCCAUGCGUUGAUCCGACCAGAGACAUUGUAAUUCUUAAUUAUGGACACUCUUCUAUAAAAAAAAUGAAACACUUAAAAGUUCGUAAAUUCUUAGUACAUCACAAAUACUGCGACACCUCUCUGGUGAAUGACAUCGGUUUGACAUAUUCAAACGCACCGGUAAAGUUUGGGGCGAACGUGAAGCGUGUUGCGCUGCUGAGUAUAUUUCCAAGACGAGCAACUCACGGUUACGUUACAGGAUGGGGAUUGGUUAAUACAGACCCUGAAGAACUAGCUACGUCCAUGAAAUAUGUUCAACAAGACAUAAUAAAACCCAAAGAAUGCAGUCGUGGAAACGUGCCUGCUGGAAUCUUCUGUGGCCAAUCCAUGAAUGAUGGGGAAAAUCCAGAAAUGGGUGAUUCUGGAGGUGCCUUUGUGGUUUACAAAUAUAUCCAAAUAGGCAUAGUCUCGUACAUGUUACCGAAAAACAAUAUCGUUGCUUAUACAAACACUACCUAUCAUUACCAUUGGAUAAAAGCCAAGACAUUGCAACUCCUAUGCCGUUAAAAUUUGAACUUCAUUAACAAACUUAUUGUACUUAUUUAAAUAAAUUUAAAUUAAAUAUUA